Ilex paraguariensis (yerba mate) is the source of this 1008-nucleotide messenger RNA. Lineage: Eukaryota; Viridiplantae; Streptophyta; Magnoliopsida; Aquifoliales; Aquifoliaceae. The record is from the annotation of a GenBank genome assembly.
UUUCUAUUCUCACUUUCCCGAUAUAGUAACCAUCCUCUCUUUCUUCUUUAUUCUUCUUCUUCUUCAACAAGCAGUGUCUGUGUUCUCAUCACCAUCUCUGAUCUGAUCUGAAGCGGUAGAAGGGGAGAUUCAUAGGAAGGAAGAAGAGAGCUAUAGAUAUGGGUCGUGGAAAGAUUGAGAUCAAGAAGAUAGAGAACCCAACCAACAGGCAGGUCACUUACUCCAAGCGAAGAAAUGGCAUAUUCAAGAAAGCUCAGGAGCUCACAGUUCUUUGUGAUGCUAAGCUCUCUCUCAUCAUGUUCUCUAAUACUGGCAAGUUCCACGAGUACAUCAGUCCCACCACUACGACAAAGAAGAUCUUUGAUCAAUAUCAGAGAACUCUAGGGAUGGAUCUUUGGAACACGCACUACGAGAGGAUGCAAGAAAACAUGAGAAGGCUGCAAGAAAUCAACAAGAAACUAAGGAGAGAGAUCAGGCAAAGAGUGGGUGAAGAAUUGAACGAUCUGAGCAUGGACGAAUUGCGCGGUCUUGAGCAAAACAUGGAUGGUUCUCUGGCUGUUGUACGCGAUCGAAAGUACCAUGUGAUCAAAACUCAAACUGAUACCUACAAGAAGAAGGUAAGGAACUUGGAAGAAAGACAUGGAAAUCUAUUACUUGACUUAGAAGGGAUAUCUGAAGAUGCACAGUAUGGGUUAGUGAACACUGAGGGAGACUAUGGCUCUGCUGCUGCAUUUGCAAAUGGGGUGUCAAGUCUAUGUGCUAUCCGCCUUCACCUGAGCCACGAUCACCAUAACCUCCACCAUGGAGGUGGCUUUGCAUCCCAUGAUCUCCGCCUUGCUUGAGUAGCCACCAGAGGUCAUCUUCCACGUUGGAAACUCGUCUACUAUGUCUUAUGGAUAGAUAUCAUGUUUGAUCAAUGUAGACCUACAUAUGCAUAUAAGUUUGCGGACUAAUAUCAGAAUCAGUUACCAGAAACCAGAACAGCUUCUGGGAACUUAUUACUUCUUG